AUGUCUUCUUGGGACGUGAAAGGCAAAUUCGCCAUUGUCACCGGAGCCGGCAGUGAUAUCGCACUGCGCCCUGAAGCCGAAGAGACACUGUCGAGGUUCCCUCAUCCACCGAAAGACGGAUCACCAUCCGCAGUCUUUCACCAGAUGGACCAGUCCGACUGGUCCCAGAUCUCCGAGACCUGGGAUUUCGCCCUGAGGACGUUUGGCAGAGUCGACCUGCUUUGCCCUGGGGCAGGAAUCUGGGAACCCCCAACGUAUACCUUCAGGAACCCCCCGGGUACCUCCCCCCAAUCCAAGGACGAUCCAAAAGCCGCUCCCGGAGUCUACCAGAUCUUCGCCGUCAACCUCAUGGGCCCGAUCCGGUUUGUCCAGCCAGCCCUCGACUACUGGCUCCAGAACAAGGUCGCCGGCAAUUCGCUCUUCGUGGCGUCUCUCAGUGCCUAA
Anthostomella pinea is the source of this 444-nucleotide messenger RNA. The record is from the annotation of a GenBank genome assembly. NCBI's taxonomy places the organism in Eukaryota, Fungi, Ascomycota, Sordariomycetes, Xylariales, Xylariaceae.